UUGAGACUCUUGAGUGUGACGUCUAUUUGAAAAGAAAAUGUCAAUUUUUAAUUGUGAUCCGGAUUCCGGUUUCGUUAGUUGCUGUGUACUGUGUGAACUGAGGAUGACUGUUCGUUGUUAAAUACGUAUUUUGUGUUGUGGCUUUCGUAGCGAAGAAUUAAUUAGUGAUUUUCGUUGCCUGUAAUAUUAUGAAAUGCCAUUCCAGCACUUAGAUUACGUGGAAGUUAUCACUAAUUACAAAAAGAUUAUGCGAUUUUUGUGGUAGUGGCGCCUAUCUCCAAUUGUCGCGACACCAGAGUAUCGCUAUGCCGCGAAAAGGGAGGUUAUGCAAACAGAUAAAACGCAGUGUAAGUACUCGAUUAUUAGCGGGGAUUGCGAUUAGUUAUUAACUUAUUUACCGUCAUGGUUUACGCUAAUUAGAUUUCGGAUUGUUUUCGUUCCGACAUAUUGAGAUUAUCGGUUGUGUAGCGAUUCUCCGAGGUGGAAUUAUGGAUGAUUACAGUCCAUUGGACAACGAUGAGCUGAGUGAAUACGAUAUUUACGGGAAGACUCCCCCGCGGACGAAGAUAUUGAGGAAGAACCGCGAAAGGAAGCAGCGGGACAAGCAGACAGGACCAGCCAUGUCGUCCCCGAAAAUAGUGCGGACGAAAACCCCGCUAAGCAGAAGGAAUACGGUUAGCGCGAUGUACGACGAGCUCAUCGCAAGGGCCGAGAACGGCGAGGAUCAAGGUACCAAGAGGACGAACAAGCGCCAGAUGAAGCUCCUGCGCGGCUCCGAGCGCGACCUGAAGUUGGACAUCGCCAGCGCCCAGGCCGUCACGGCGGCGGAGAAGGCGCCCGACCAGCCCCAGGAGUUCGAGUAUCCCCGCACUCCCGGAUACCAGAUCGAGAGCUGCAACCGCUUCAUGAGCCUCUCCUGCCGGACUGUGGCGUGCAGCAGGCAGGCGGGGGGGCACCUGAAAUCCUCGGAUGUCCUAGGCGAAGAAAGCGGGGCGUCCAGCGCCGGAGACGAGUGUCCGGCGUCGAGGGUGGAGUUCUAUCACACGCUGAAGGCUCUGAUAAGGAUGGGGUGCGGGGAUAAGCAGGUGCAGGAUCGGAAUCCCCGGAGGGCGAGAGACAGCGUGAUCGCUGCCGCUCUGUCUAGGAUAACGUUACAAGCAAAAUCAAAGAAAAAGAAUAAAAAUACUACUUAG
Messenger RNA from Anoplophora glabripennis (Asian longhorned beetle), 1193 nucleotides. RefSeq lists its product as uncharacterized. NCBI's taxonomy places the organism in Eukaryota, Metazoa, Arthropoda, Insecta, Coleoptera, Cerambycidae. Gene Ontology annotation, biological process: MAPK cascade. The transcript is spliced from 4 exons. Bases 489 to 1193 code for a protein of 234 amino acids. The record is from RefSeq and is a predicted model, not a curated record.